Tinamus guttatus (white-throated tinamou) is the source of this 1636-nucleotide messenger RNA. RefSeq names its product pellino E3 ubiquitin protein ligase 1 (gene PELI1). Gene Ontology annotation, molecular function: ubiquitin protein ligase activity; protein binding. Lineage: Eukaryota; Metazoa; Chordata; Aves; Tinamiformes; Tinamidae. Gene Ontology annotation, biological process: protein K48-linked ubiquitination; regulation of Toll signaling pathway. The record is from RefSeq and is a predicted model, not a curated record.
UGUUGUCGUGUCUCCACUAGCAGCUAACUGAUCUGAACCGUUGUUGACAGCACCGUCACCAGCAGGUCACUUGCUCGCUGCGAGCGCGGCUCUUGAUUAUGUAUCGUAAAUCCAAGUGGAAGUGCGGUUACAAUCUUGCGGUUCUCGGACCUGGAAAUAAUGAAAAAAGCGUGCCACAGCUCUUGAUCAGAGACCUGAAAUUUGAGAAGAAGUCAUUAACUAAGCUCAUGUUUUCUCCUGAUCAAGAAAAUCAUCCAUCAAAAGCACCAGUAAAAUAUGGUGAAUUGAUCGUAUUGGGGUACAAUGGGUCUCUCCCAAAUGGAGAUAGAGGAAGAAGAAAAAGUAGAUUUGCUUUAUUUAAAAGACCCAAGGCAAACGGGGUGAAACCUAGCACUGUGCACAUUGCCUGUACCCCUCAAGCAGCAAAGGCAAUAAGUAACAAGGACCAACACAGCAUCUCUUACACUCUCUCUCGGGCCCAGACAGUAGUAGUUGAAUAUACACAUGACAGCAACACAGAUAUGUUCCAGAUUGGCCGGUCAACAGAGAGUCCUAUAGACUUUGUGGUGACAGAUACAGUUCCUGGAAGUCAGAGCAAUUCAGAUACACAGUCUGUGCAGAGCACUAUAUCAAGGUUUGCUUGCAGAAUCAUAUGUGAGCGGAACCCUCCUUUUACAGCAAGAAUAUAUGCUGCAGGAUUUGACUCCUCCAAAAACAUCUUUCUUGGGGAGAAAGCUGCAAAGUGGAAGACAUCAGAUGGGCAGAUGGAUGGGCUGACCACAAAUGGAGUUCUCGUUAUGCAUCCCCGCAAUGGCUUUACUGAAGACUCCAAGCCGGGGGUGUGGAGAGAGAUAUCUGUGUGCGGGAACGUGUUCAGCCUCCGUGAAACCAGAUCAGCUCAGCAGAGGGGGAAAAUGGUGGAGAACGAAACGAACCAGCUCCAGGAUGGCUCUUUAAUUGACCUCUGUGGAGCGACGUUGCUGUGGCGCACAGCGGAAGGCCUUGCCCGCACGCCCACCGUCAAGCACCUGGAGGCUCUAAGGCAAGAAAUAAACGCAGCAAGACCCCAGUGCCCCGUAGGAUUUAACACCUUGGCGUUUCCCAGCAUGAAGAGGAAAGAUGUUGUAGACGAAAAGCAACCCUGGGUCUACCUGAAUUGUGGCCACGUCCACGGCUAUCACAACUGGGGAAACAAAGAGGAGAGAGAUGGCAAGGAUCGCGAGUGUCCCAUGUGCCGCUCCGUCGGUCCCUACGUGCCUCUGUGGCUUGGCUGUGAAGCGGGAUUUUAUGUGGAUGCGGGACCUCCGACUCACGCGUUCAGCCCCUGCGGACAUGUGUGCUCAGAAAAGACAACUGCCUACUGGUCCCAAAUUCCUCUUCCUCACGGUACUCACACAUUUCACGCAGCCUGUCCCUUCUGCGCACAUCAGCUGGCUGGUGAGCAAGGUUACAUCAGACUCAUUUUCCAAGGACCUCUUGACUAACACUUGUGUCAGCAAGGACUACAGUAACCCGAUAAGCUAAGCGAUCCUGAUUUUUAAACUGUCUUUCGUAUUCUCUGGGCUUUGCUGGUUUGCAUUAAGAUGAAGAAUUCGGGGGGUUUUGUUACAACAGCUAAAUCCCUCCCUAUCGAGAA